Vespula vulgaris is the source of this 916-nucleotide messenger RNA. RefSeq lists its product as uncharacterized. The transcript is spliced from 4 exons. Lineage: Eukaryota; Metazoa; Arthropoda; Insecta; Hymenoptera; Vespidae. Gene Ontology annotation, cellular component: plasma membrane. Bases 118 to 861 code for a protein of 247 amino acids. The record is from RefSeq and is a predicted model, not a curated record.
UGUCGUGUUAAUUUAUCGAUUGUUUAAACAGGUGUUCAAAAAUGAAGUCUAUUGAAAUGAUAAACAUUGAAGACCUUGUCUGUGCAAUAAUAAAGUAUCACGCUAUAUGGGACAAUAAUGCUGAUGAUUAUAGUACAAAAUAAAGAGUCAGUCUUUCUACCAUGCGAUGAUGAAGUUGAAGAUCUUGAACCUAUUCAAUUUAAUAUACCUGCAUCAUAUAGUGAAAAAGUCAAAAUUCAUAAUUGGCAAAUGAAUACACUGGCAGAACCAAAAGAUAAUAAAGAUAUUUUUCCACCAAAAGGAAAUCUUCAGAAUUCAACUUAUAGACGAUUAGGUUCAUUCGACGAACCUAUGGGUAUAUCUGAAACUCAUGCUAUGCUAUCUCAAAUAGAGUUCAAGGAUUUAUACAAACCGAUGCAACCGCAUAGAGGUUUUCUUAAGAUGCUAUCUUUUGUAAGGACCGAAAGAGAAGAACAAGAGGAAGAACCAAAGUUAGAAGACAUAAUCUAUAGUCCUGAAGAAAUGCGUUGUAUGGAUUAUCGAACCACAACAGAAAUUGAAUAUCGAGCACCUUAUCCAAUGAAAUCUAGACCACCGCCUCAAGCACCUCCACCAGUACCAUGGUUACUUAACCGUCGAACUAUUGGUUAUACUCUUGAAGACCUACAGAAGUACGAUGGUGUUGUUACGUUUUUGGAUGAAAAUAUGAAACUCCAACAAUGCAUAGCUGAUCUAAAAAAGGAACGAAAUAAAAUGAGAGAUAUCAUAUCAAGCACAGAAACUUCAGUCAAGUCUUCGUAUGAUUGCGGUUCAUGUCAAAUUGUUAAAAAAGAUGGAAACGAAUAUCAAUGUCAUGAGUAAAUAAAAAUACAAGUUUACAAUAUUAAAAUAUGUAAAAUAAAAAAAUUAAAAUAGA